Molecule: messenger RNA, 993 nt
Organism: Oryctolagus cuniculus (rabbit)
Lineage: Eukaryota; Metazoa; Chordata; Mammalia; Lagomorpha; Leporidae
Gene: CATSPERQ
Product: catsper channel auxiliary subunit theta
Source: RefSeq, a predicted model, not a curated record
AUGGCAUCAGGGAGGGGCCUCGGCCAGUGGAACUCGCACGGCCUGCCUGGCCCGGCCCCUGUGUCCACACUGACUCACCGCUGGUCCCUGGACCGCAACCCUGGAGGUUGGGGCGCUGCUGGGCUGUGGGAGGGGCGCGGGGACCGUGGCCGGCGCCCGGCUGACCGCCGCCGUCCCACGCAGACCCACGAGGGCCAGGCCAGCGGCCUGCCCACGACCUCGGGCGGCAAACACUUCCAGCUCUGGCGGCUGGGUUUCUGCACCGAGCGGCACCUGGCCAAGUGCCUCAAGAGCAACAGCUUCUACCCCUUCACGCAGCAGCAGCCGGGCGUCUUCGUGCUGCAGUACUACCUGGACACGCUGUGGAAGGGCGCGCUGCUCUUCGUCGUCUGCCUCGCGCUCGUCAGCUUGGACUUCGUCAGGCAGGUGCGCAAGCAGGAGACCUGGGGCUUCCCCGCCUUCGGCGUGGGCGUGGGGCUGUGGCUCCUGGUCUCGUCGCUGCCGCGGCGCCGCCUGGUGCUGAAUCACACGCACGGCCUCUACCACUUCUCCAUCCGGGGCCGCACCGUGUGCCAGGGUCCGAUGAACCUCAUCUACGUGCGCCUGGCUCUCAGCUCCGAUGCCUAUGGGAGGUGCUUCUUCCGGCUCGUCCUGUGCGGCCACAAACUGGAGCCGCUGGUGCUGGUGCAGCUGUCGGAGCGCUACGAGCAAAUGGAGUACCUGGGCCGUCACAUCGCUCGGAAACUCAACAUCAACUACUUCGACUACCUGGUCACGUCCUACCGGCACGUGGUCCGCCACUGGCCGCUGGGGGGCGCCUUCAGCCCGGGCUUGGGGCAGCGCAAACCCCAUAUGUAUCCCCCGCCGCGCCAGGCGACGACCGAGGCCUAGGGGCCGCCCUAGGGCCCGCGCCCCGCCCCCUCUGCCCUCAGUCCCCCGCCCCGCGUGGACCCACCGGCCCUGCUCGGAAUAAAGCUGCCUCUGGCCCUCUGC